This is a messenger RNA of Striga asiatica, 408 nucleotides long. The record is from the annotation of a GenBank genome assembly. NCBI's taxonomy places the organism in Eukaryota, Viridiplantae, Streptophyta, Magnoliopsida, Lamiales, Orobanchaceae.
CUGAAAGCUCGGGCUGCAGCCGAGACAUGUGGCCAUGUGGUUCCAAAACCGGCCGCACAAGGCUGGAUCAUAAAGCAGUUGGAGAAGGGUUACAGCCUUCUCAAGGCCAAUCAUGAUGCUCUCAAGCACAAUUGGCCUAAAACAGCUUAUUUUAUUUUAUCUUGUUUGUUUUGUGCUGCAAAUUACAAGCUGGAAUCACAACUAAACAGUGAUGAUGAAGGCAAAAUAUGCAUCAAACAAGAGCCUUUGGCGUCAACUGAUGCCGAAAUGGAAGGCAGUCCUGAAGAAAUUCAUUUAAGUUCUCUUGCUAAAAAAUGUGAUCAUGAGGCUGAAAAUUUUGAGAUGAAUGAGAAAGAAAUCAAAAUUGGGUACCCCUCGGCCUUUUGCAACAAACCGAAAGAUGGAUAG